Messenger RNA from Schistosoma haematobium, 4791 nucleotides. RefSeq names its product transcriptional regulator. The transcript has 11 exons. Lineage: Eukaryota; Metazoa; Platyhelminthes; Trematoda; Strigeidida; Schistosomatidae. The record is from RefSeq and is a predicted model, not a curated record. The coding region runs from base 1741 to 3306 and encodes 521 amino acids. Gene Ontology annotation, molecular function: RNA binding.
GUAUAAAUGAAUCAACUAUCUGUUGAAUGAACACCAUUCGUGACAUAUGAUGUAGCUGGCUUUAAGUUCGUCAAUUAGAGCGGUGUAACGGGUGAUAGUAUUAUCAGGCACUAAAUGACCAGGACAUCUUCACACAGACGAUAGCAUCAUUCAAGUAAUGAGAGGCUUUACAAGGUAACCACAGGAUACUAGCCAGUUUAACUGCACGAUAAAGAAUAUGAAACGAUCUAACGUCGCUAAAGAAAAGUCAGACCCCCAAACGUAGCUGAGAAACUAAAGACUGGUCAUAGUGACAGGUUAGUUAUUUUUUAUGUAAUCAAGAAGAAUGAGGGCUCAGAACAUAAAACUCGUUUUAGCAAGAUAUUGGGUUCAUAAAGCAGAUAUUAAAUCAGCUAAUGCCUCAGUAUAUCUUCGGAGUCAUCUCGCUAAACGUGCAUAGACGUAAGGAAAAGAACAUAAAGAUUGUAAAUUUUCGAACUAUGGGAUCUCAAAAGAAGAUGAUACCGAGGCCACUAUCGGUGAAGGACGAAACCAUUUAAAUAGGCGUUGGAUCUGUCAUACAAACGCCCAAAACUGCUAAAUAAGAAAUAGAGCUAGGGAGGCAGAUAUACACAGCCCAAUCGGAUGUAAUCUACACUCCAUAUAGCCCGAGUUGUUUUUGUCUUGUUACGCACCAGAAGUUUGCUCGGUAUGUAAGGAUAUUCUCAUAAAGUCUCGAUUGUCUGCCAGCCUUAGAGUCUAUUGAUUAUACAGUACUGUGUUUACAGUCCGAUUCCAUAUAGGUUGUGCUUGUCACUACCUUUCAUGAUCUUUUUGUGGGAAGCCUAGUCAGACUUUGUGAGUUGUUGUGGGUUACUCUUAUAUUCGACCAGUGACAUGUACUUAGCGUGUAUAAACACAUUUAUGAUAGUGGGCGUUCACAUGGUUACAAGCUCAAACAAUGAUCAACGUUUACCUUGAGUUUUGUUAUUUGUACUUAUGGUCUUCCUACUUCGUGAUGAAUGACUAUCAAGUUUCCUGUUUAGUGUAGCUGAACCGGGACUGAUAGUUGGGUGAAGAUGUGAAUUAGUUUUUACUUAUAUAUAUGGAGAGGAUGGUGUUCCAUCUGAGCCUCAAGUUCCAAUCUCAUGCAUAUCGGGUUCUAUAUUAGACUUUCUAGUAAUUAAUACUAGUUUAUUUUCUUACCUAACUUAAUAUGGUAAUGCACAAGCCAGAUAGUUCAUGUAAGCCGGCAGCAGUCGAAUCGUCCUACCACAAAAACAGAUCAGUUCGAAAUCUCGACUAGUUUAUUGGGGCACAGAUUUGCCACAAGCGAAAUCAACUAAUUUUUAAAAGCUUCAGAGUAUAUAAGUCUUAUAACCUGAUCAAACGAUUUUUGUUCCAAACAAAUUCAUAGAAACUGAAGCUGGCGACUGAAAAGGGGAUGGAACUGCAGAAAAAGAUCUUGUCAGUGAAGAUGAAGAGGAUGAUGAAGAAGAAAAUGAUAGUGCGGAAGAAGAGGAGGAGGACGACGAAGAGAGUGGAGAUGACGAUGACGAAAGCGAAGAGGAAGAUGACGACGACGAUAGUGAGGAAGAGGACGAUGACGACGAUUGUGAGGAGGAAGACGACGACGAUAAUGAGGAAGAAUCUAGUGAAGGAGAGAAAGAAAGUAAUAAAGACAAUUCAAAACUGAAUGCUGAGAAAGGUAAAGCCAUCAACAACCUGGUUGGGUCAAAGGCUGUCCAAAAACCUGGUUCGAUGUUGAACAAUGAGAAAUUGACGGAAAAUAAGGUAUCAAGCAUACCGAGUAAAGUGACUGAGGGGUCUGAGCCACAAAGCAGUACAUCAGGCAAGGUCCUCAUACUACAUGGACCUGAUAACUUGAAUAGUUUGAAAGAAUUCCUUUCCAAAAUUAGCCCAGUGACCAGCAUAAGCAGGAUGGAACCAGCACCCAUAAUGGCUACCAUCGCUAAUAUAAGCAUUUUCAAAAGUCGAUUAAAGUCAGGAAAGUUGAUGUUUCACGGGAAGGAGCUCGACGUAAUACCUGUAGAGAGAGUCGAGGACGCUAAUAAAGGAAUGCAACCCACCAAAACUUUGUUCGUAGGUGGAAUUCCAAAAUCCAUGACAAUUGAACAACUAAAAAGUCAACUCCCCAACAACUGUCAACCUGUUUCCCUAAAUUUGCUGAAUAAAAACCCUAAAAUCAAUAGUGCAUUUAUGUCCUUCUCCUCUAUUGAUGUGGCUAAGCAAGCUCACCAAAUUUUCAGUUCUUUAACUGUGGAAGGUCAACUGUUCAAAGCUAACUUCGCUAAAGACCAACAGCCUCGAGCUGGUCCUGAUGGUUCCGUAAGAGUCGCAGUUUCAAAUUGGGAUGGUCAUCCGAACCAGUUGCGUAAGCUAUUCCCGACAUGUUUAGACGUUCAGUGGAUUCAGAAAAAACGAAAGGCAUUUCUUAAAUUUCCUUCCUUGGAAGUCCGAAAGGCUGCUGUCUCACAGCCAAAGUUCCAUGCCGGUAAACAGCUGAAACUGGCAUUAACAGGAGGACCAGAGCUCAAGACUGCCAUCGUUUGGGGUUUUCCAGCUGAUACAAAGGAAUCAGACAUCAAAGGAUUAUUUGGUGGCGUCGUUUCAGUGUCACGUGAUACAACUACAGGGAACCAGAGCGCAUCCAUGACUGUCGAGUUUGAAACCGCUGCAGAUUGUAACAAUGCAAUUUCCUCAAACGCAACUCUGAAAGGUCGCCGCGUGACAAUAUUUUUAAAAGAUGUCUUUGUUGAUGAUUGUGCUAACAAUCAACAGAAGCAUUCUGGACCAUCUGAGAAGAAAGCUAAACCUGUAGAAGUAGGUGUUUCGAAGGUCAAGACUGCUCACAAAGUUUCAAAGGCAGAGGAAGUGAAUGACGCAGAUGACAUUGAGGAUGAGAAUGACGACGAAGAGGACGAAGGUACAAGUGAAGAUGGCGACGACAGUGACGAAGACGAUGAAAGCGAAGAUGAAAGCGAGGAAGAAGAGGACGGAAGUGAAGACGAAAGUGACGAGGACGUUGAUAUGGUCUCACCUAAAGGCAAGGAGAAGAAGCAGUUUCCUGGCUUACACGACAAAAAAACUGGUGGAUUUCCGAAAGCAGACAACCGUUCAGGAGAUCAAAGCAACUUCAAAGCGCAGCACAAAUUUGGUGGUGAUUUCAAGCGCAACUCGUUUCGUGGUCGUGGUGGUCGAUCUCGCGGCCGCGGUGGUCAGUCGCCUCACGGUCGUGGUGGACAGUCUUUCCGUGGUCGUGGUGGUAACCGUGGGGGCUGGUCAAAACGCGGUGGUUCUGAUUAAAAAACUUGAUUGCUCUGUAAAUCCAAAUUGCAAAUAAAUCUUUGUAAAUGAAUCUGAUUUCUCUGACAGUUUGUUUUCCGUCCUUGAUGAGUACUUCUGUUUUUAGUUAAAAAGCAUGUCACUGACACAAGCAUACCAGUCUGGUCAAGCCACUUCUUUGGCCGUAUACAAUCUACCCACCUCGGCAGACGAAACAGAAGUUCAGUCGGUAUUCCCUUCGGCCAGGUCAGUCAACUUCGUACGAAGUCAUUCUGUGUCUUCGCAAUCUAAAGGCAUGUGCAUCUUGCAAUUCAACAAUGCUCGCGACUGUCAACAAGCCUACGAUGAAUGUCUUCAAGGAAAAGAAAUUGGUGGACAGCUGCUGCAUGCGGAACUGAACGGAGAUUAUCAUUCCAGUUCGUCAGAAAAUUUAAAUGUCAGCCAGCAUUAUGGAGGCAAUUCCAGGGAUUUCAGACGUUCACAUGCCGAUAAUGAGUACAGCCAGCCCACGUAUGAUCCGCAUAGUAGAACUGAUAGUGAAAGUUCUUCCAACGCCUCUUGUACACUCACCGUGUCAAAUCUUCCCUAUACAGCAUCUGAAAGAGAUAUUAUGCGCGAGUUCCCAGAAGCCCUCCGAGUGGCACUUUCGUUAGACGAGCAGGGACGUUCCAGAGGCGUUGCUCACGUGACUUUCUCGAAUUCCGACCAGUGCAGCGCCGCUCUUACUUCCUGCGGAAAUAAGAUGAUGGGCGGUAGGCCUGUACGUGGACGAAUCCAGAGAGACCAGGAGCACAAUCAACAACCGAGUUAUAACAAUCAGCGCCCUUAUAAUCGUGACCAAAGAGAAUACGGUCAACGUAAUCAACGCGACUACAAUCAGCGGAAUUUCAAUAAUCGAGAUCACACCAACCAGCGUGAAAACGGUAACCAGAGAGAUGGCAAUCAACGUGAGUACAAUCAGCGUGAUUAUAGUGGUCAACGUGACUACAACAGACAAGGUAAGUUUAUUUUGUCAGGCAACUAACUGGUUUAGUUGUUUCAGUGUGACAGGCAGUGUAACUAUUUUCUUUUUGUGGUUUCAGGUAGGCAGUUCGACUACAAUUCAGGCAGAGGCGAAAGAGAUGUAAACCGUUUCCAAGGUGCUCCAGCUAAUCGAGGCGGGUCACGCGAGUUUGGUAGAAAUGACCGCUUCGAACGAACAGAUCAAAGACGAGAUCGCAGCCCAGCCAGAGGAGAGCCAGUUCGUGGGUACGGCAGCUCAAAAGGACCCCGAAUAACAUCAGCCGUAAUUCACCGUCCAGGAAAUGCCAGCCCUUCGGAGUCGUCCUCUUCAGAUGAGGACUAAAUAUCCUGGUAUUUUUCAGGGAUUCCUUACUGAUGCGUCGUGCAAAUACUUUUAUUAACGUACAUAUGACUUUAAACAUUAAAAUAUUCAUGUUGGAAAUUCAUUAAUGUUGUAGUCUAAUAUACACUUCACUUCAUACGCGGAUUUUUACAGAACACAGU